UAUCAAUCAGUCGUCGUUGGUGUUGUCAUCCACAAUGAGAAGGACGCCCAUGAACUCAAGUAUCUUGUGCAAUGACUAUGAUAGUAUUGGUGCAUUUGAAAAGACGAAAGAUACUGUUCAGUUUAGUGAGGAUAAGCCAAGUGCGUACGAGAGGGUAAUUGUUAAAUUGACUUGCAUGAAUAAAGGUUUUUCAAGUUCCAAGUUACCAUUUGAAUGUUAUUAUCUUUGGUGUGAAUUACUCUGUGCCUACGCUUGGUUGGUCAGAUACGUCGUGUGUUUGUUUGUCAUCUACAUUCCACGAUACAAUGACAUGGGAGUGUUACCGUUGAGAUUUGAGGAUACAGUUGAUGGAAGGAGGUUAUUUAUUAUUAUUAUUUAGUAGUAGUAGUAGUAAAUGAACUCUGCGACGAUUUUCC
Trichobilharzia regenti is the source of this 416-nucleotide messenger RNA. The record is from the annotation of a GenBank genome assembly. NCBI's taxonomy places the organism in Eukaryota, Metazoa, Platyhelminthes, Trematoda, Strigeidida, Schistosomatidae.